AUGGCUGAUACAGAGAAUACUACAACUACAACUACAACAAAUCAACCUGCUGCUGCUCCAGCUGUACACUUUGCACCAGCUGUUGUAGCAGCACCAGCAGUCGCUAAACCAAAGGCACAACUGAUGGUCCAGGAUCUAAAGACAUUGGAUGUUUCAACACUCACUCCACUGUCUCCAAACGUCAUCAGCAGACAGGCAACAAUCAACAUUGGUACCAUUGGACACGUAGCUCACGGAAAGAGUACCGUGGUCAAGGCCAUCUCUGGUGUUCUUACUGUUCGUUGGUCUACAGAGUUCAAGCGUAACAUUACUAUCAAGUUGGGUUACGCCAAUGCUAAGAUAUACAAGUGCGAGAACCCAGAGUGCCACAGACCAGGAUGCUACAAAUCGUACAGGAGUAAUACUGAGGACGAGCCAAUGUGCGAGCGCCCCAACUGUGGCGGCAAGAUGAAGCUGUUGCGUCAUGUGUCUUUCGUCGACUGUCCAGGUCACGACGUGCUCAUGGCCACAAUGCUCAACGGUGCCGCAGUCAUGGACGCCGCAAUGCUGCUGAUCGCCGGUAACGAGUCGUGCCCACAGCCACAGACGGCCGAGCACAUUGCCGCCAUUGAGAUCAUGAACCUGCGCAACAUCAUCAUCCUGCAGAACAAGAUCGACCUCGUCAAGGAGGCCGCUGCCAAGGAGCAGUAUGGACAGAUUCUCAAGUUUAUUCAGGGUACCGUCGCCGAGAACGCCCCGAUCAUCCCCAUCUCUGCACAGAUGAAGUACAAUAUCGAUGUCAUUUGCGAAUAUAUCGUCAAGAAGAUCCCCAUCCCCGUGCGCGACUUCACCUCGGACCCUCACCUCAUUGUCAUUCGUUCAUUCGAUGUCAACAAGCCCGGCGCCAAGGUCGACGAGCUCAAGGGUGGUGUGGCCGGAGGCUCCAUCAUCAAGGGAGUGCUGCGCGUUGGCGACGAGGUUGAGGUGCGUCCCGGAGUCAUCACCAAGGACUUUGACGGCCGCAUGCGCUGCGCGCCCCUCUUCUCCAGAAUCAUCUCGCUGUACGCCGAGGAGAACGACCUCCAGUACGCCGUGCCAGGUGGUCUGAUCGGUGUCGGCACCAAGAUCGACCCAAGUCUGUGCCGUGCCGAUCGUCUGGUCGGCCAGGUGCUGGGCUCAGUCGGCAAGCUGCCUGAGAUCUUCAUUGCGCUGGAAAUCAACUUCUUCCUGCUGCGUCGUCUGCUCGGUGUUAAGUCCGAGGGUGGCGAGAAGCAGAGCAAGGUUCGCAAGCUGCUCAAGGACGACACGCUCAUGGUCAACAUUGGUUCGACGUCCACUGGCUGCCGUGUCACGGCCGUCAAGCACGAUCUGGCCAAGCUUGCUCUUCUGUCCCCAGUGUGCACACAGGAGGGUGAGAAGAUUGCUUUGAGUAGACGUGUCGACAAGAACUGGCGUCUGAUUGGCUGGGGUACCAUCACCAAGGGUACUCUCAUUGAGAAAUAA
Messenger RNA from Acytostelium subglobosum LB1, 1482 nucleotides. RefSeq lists its product as hypothetical. NCBI's taxonomy places the organism in Eukaryota, Evosea, Eumycetozoa, Acytosteliales, Acytosteliaceae. Gene Ontology annotation, biological process: formation of translation preinitiation complex; positive regulation of translational fidelity. Gene Ontology annotation, cellular component: cytosol; eukaryotic translation initiation factor 2 complex. The transcript is spliced from 2 exons. Gene Ontology annotation, molecular function: GTP binding; translation initiation factor activity; tRNA binding. Bases 1 to 1482 code for a protein of 493 amino acids. The record is from RefSeq and is a predicted model, not a curated record.